Messenger RNA from Myxocyprinus asiaticus (Chinese sucker), 2604 nucleotides. RefSeq names its product cerebellar degeneration-related protein 2-like. The transcript is spliced from 7 exons. Lineage: Eukaryota; Metazoa; Chordata; Actinopteri; Cypriniformes; Catostomidae. The record is from RefSeq and is a predicted model, not a curated record. The coding region runs from base 211 to 1716 and encodes 501 amino acids.
CACAGCUCGAGCAAAUCCAACAAAGCGGACGAGGAGAGAGAGAUCUCUGCGCUUUGUACGGCAGUGGGAGGGCUUGAAUGUGACAGAACUUAAUGGCAGCAGCGUGAAAUUUUCUUCUGGCAUGCCGGAAACAUUUCACGCAAAGGGAGCUUGUAUUUACAAUCGGCACAUCUUUGAGCUUCCGGGCAGCCCGUUAACCGCGAGUGACUGAUGCUCCGUACCGGCAGGAUGGAGGAGUUUGUAAUGGAGGAGGACGAGCCAUGGUACGACCAGAGAGACCUGGAGCAAGAUCUGCACUUGGCCGCUGAGCUGGGUAAAACCCUCCUGGAGCGCAAUAAGGAGCUAGAGGACUCACUGCAGCAGAUGUACAUCAACAAUGAAGAGCAGGUGCAGGAGAUCGAGUACUUGACCAAACAGAUGGAGAUGUUGCGCGAGAUGAACGAGCAGCAUGCUAAAGUGUACGAGCAGUUGGACGUGACAGCGCGCGAGCUGGAGAUAACCAAUGAGAAACUGGUGCUGGAGAGCAAAGGGUCUCAACAGAAGAUUGACAGAUUGACAGGCACAAUGGAGAUGCUGCAGGGGCAGGUGGACACGCUCACUGCUCGUGUGGAGGAACUGCGCACACUGGAAGAGCUCAGGGUUCGCAGAGAGAAGAAGGAGAGGAGAAAGACAGUGCACUCUUUCCCCUGCCUCAAAGAACUCUGCACCGCUCCCAGUUCUUCACCGGAAAUUCUGCUGUUAAACAUGACUGAAAUAACGCAGACUGAUGGCUUCAAUGGAGGCAUGCCAUCGAUUAACAACCUUGGAGCUCACGGAAGGUAUGAAGAUGGUUUCAUGGUGUCUGACCCUGGCAGCAGUGACCUAGAGGAAUGUCAGCCAGUAGACGAAGAGAACGAACACCUGCGCGUGAUGGUGAAAUCUUUGCGCGCAGCUGUGGCAGCUGAACGCGGACGGCGUGAGGCCGCCGAGCAGGAAUGCUCAGCGGUGCUACAGGAGUUUGAGCGCUUGGAACAGCGCCUCCUGGGGGCUGAGAAUUGCCAGCGCCGUGUGCAUGAGCUGGAGGCGGAGCUCCAGGAGAUGCAGCAGCUACGCAAGUCUCGCGCAUGCCUGCUGAGCGGCGAAGGCGGCCUGGAGCAAACGCUGCUUAACAGCGCCCCCGAGACAGAUAUGCCGGAUGACGGCAUUAUGACCGGAGUGCAGAACGGGGAUGCAACCGAUCAGAGCAGUUCAGCACCUGUCCGGAAGAGCUGCAGCGAUACGGCUCUGGACGCCAUCUCUGCCGUUGAUGCUUCAGGUAGACGGAAAGGCAGCUACGCACUCCACGCCAACGGCGUACGUAAGAGGGGUAUGUCCAUCCUUCGUGAGGUGGACGAGCAGUACCAUGCCCUUCUGGAGAAGUAUGAGGAGCUGCUAGGGAAGUGUAGACACCAUGAAGAGAGUCUACGUCAUGCUGAGGUGCAAACUUCCCGUCCCGUGUCCAGGGACCCAUCCAUGAAGGAAUGCCGGGCUGCCGAGCCCCAGAAGCCACCCACUCCACCGCAGACGCCCUCGACUCCAGAGGCCCUGGAGGGCAUCAGCCGACAGGUGGAGGCUGUGGACAAGAGGCUGAGCCAGAACACUCCUGAGUACAAGGCCCUCUUCAAGGAGAUAUUUUCUCGCUUGCAGAGGACCAAGAGCGACAUAAACUCCACCAAAGGGAGGAAAAGUGGAAAAUAGCCAAUUUGGGUCUUAAGAAAUAGUUCACCCAAAAAAGAAAGAUCUAUCAUUGUGUACUACAUUGAUGUCGUUCCACACCUGCAUGCUUUUAUAUAUUUUUUUUUUUCUUGGGAACACAAAAGAAACGUUAAUCAGCUCUUGCCACUCAACGUCAGGUCAUAGUGACCAAGGAGGACUGUCAAGCUCCAAAAGGACAAAAAACCAUUAAAGUAAUCCAUACGACUUUUGCACUACAUUCUAAGUCUACUGAAGCGAAACGAUUGCUUUGUUCACAAAUAUGCCACAUAAGUCUACUUAUAAGACUACUUUUAUGGUGCUUUAUGUUAUUGCAGCUUGAAAUACAUUGUCACUAUUUACUGCUGUUGUGUGGAAAUGAGCUGCAGUAAGAUUAUUCAUGAAUUCCUCAUGAAUUUCAAUGAGAAAAUAACAGCAUAUGGGUUUGGAAUGAAAAGAGUAAAUAAAAGAAUUUUCAUUUUUGGGUGAACUAUCCCUGCCACUUUUUUUUUUUCACCCGCUCAUUCAUGUAAUGUGUUAAUUUGUUGAAGCUACACACUGAAAGGUGACAUAAUACUCUUAACAACUUCCUGUUAAUAGAUUGGAAUAGCUGUUAUUUAAUAGAAUUCAAAUGUUUCCCCAAAUGGUGUGAUGCCACAUCAAGAGACAAAUGGUGACUUUAUCAGUUAAUAGGAAGUUGCCUUGUGACUAAUGCGCUUUUGCAGGUUUGACCUUUUAGGAAAAAACAUCUCUUAGUUUUACAGGAACCAUAUUCACCCCAAGGAUAUCUUUGAUGCUAAUUUCCGUUCUCACAGUCUUACCACGUGUAUUAAACUAUCAUAAUCACAGUGUUGUGUGACCACUUUCGUUCAAUUAAAUGACACUUUGUUUUAA